This is a messenger RNA of Gracilinanus agilis (Agile Gracile Mouse Opossum), 1709 nucleotides long. RefSeq names its product zinc finger protein 420-like. The transcript has 3 exons. Gene Ontology annotation, biological process: regulation of DNA-templated transcription. The record is from RefSeq and is a predicted model, not a curated record. Lineage: Eukaryota; Metazoa; Chordata; Mammalia; Didelphimorphia; Didelphidae. The coding region runs from base 36 to 1709 and encodes 557 amino acids.
UGAACCCAACUCAGAAAAAGUUGUACAGGGAUGUGAUGCUGGAGAACUACAAGAAUUUGGUCUCUUUGGGAUUUGAAGUUUCAAAACCUGAUGUGAUCUACCAGUUGGAAAGAAAGGAAGCAUCUUGGAUGCUAGAAGCAGAUGUUCUAAGAAGCCCUUAUCCAGAGAGCAAAGAAUUUACUGAAGAAAAGCCAUACAAAUGUAGUGAAUGUGGAAAGGCCUUCAAGAAUAAGACACAACUUAUUGUGCAUCAGAGAAUUCAUACUGGAAAGAUUUUUCGUGAAUGUAAGGAGUGUGGGAAGGAAUUCCAUCGCAACUCGGAUCUUAUUAAACAUCAAAGAAUUCAUACUGGAGAAAAACCUUAUGAAUGUACUGAAUGUGGGAAGACCUUUAGGAUGAAGGCAUAUCUUAUUGUGCAUCAGAGAAUUCAUACUGGAGAGAAACCUUUUGAAUGUUGUGAAUGUGGAAAGGCUUUUAGCAUGAAGGCAUAUCUUAUUGUGCAUCAGAGAAUUCAUACUGGAGAGAAACCUUAUGAAUGUAGUCAAUGUGGAAAGGCCUUCAGAAGAAAGCCACAUCUUAAUGAGCAUCAAAGAAUUCAUACUGGAGAGAAACCUUUUAAAUGUGCUGAAUGUGGGAAGGCUUUCAGAAUGAAGGCAUACCUUAUUGUGCAUCAGAGAAUUCAUACUGGAGAGAUUCUUUUUGAAUGUAAGGAGUGUGGGAAAGCUUUCCACAAAAACUCAGGACUGAUACGACAUCAAAGAAUUCAUACUGAAGAGAAACCAUAUGAAUGGAGUGAAUAUGGGAAGACCGUGGGGAGGAAGGCACAAUUAACUUUGCAUCAUAGCAUUCAUACUGGAGAGAGACCUUAUGAAUGUAAUGAAUGUGGGAAGGCCUUCAGAAGGAAGGUGUAUCUUAUUGAGCAUCAGAGAAUUCAUACUGGAGAGAAACCUUAUGAAUGUAAUGAUUGUGGGAAGGCCUUCAGGAUGAAGGCAUAUCUUAUUGUGCAUAAGAGGAUUCAUACUGGAGAGAUUCUUUAUGAAUGUAAGGAAUGUGGGAAGGCCUUUGAUCGCAACUCAGAUCUUAUUCAGCAUCAAAGAAUUCAUACUGGUGAGAAACCUUAUGAAUGUAAGGAGUGUAGAAAGGCCUUCAGGAGAAAGUCAAAGCUUACUGAGCAUCAAAGAAUUCAUACUGGAGAGAAACCUUAUGAGUGUAAUGUAUGUGGGAAGGCCUUUAGGCAGAGGACACAACUUUAUGUCCAUCUGAGAAUUCAUACUGGAGAGAUUCCUCAUGGAUGUAAGGAAUGUGGAAAGGCUUUUGUCUACAACUCAGAACUCAUUAAACAUCAAAGAAUUCAUACUGGAGAGAAACCUUAUGAAUGUAAUGAAUGUGGAAAGGCUUUCAGGAAGAAGUCGUAUCUUACUCUGCAUCAGAGAGUUCAUACUGGAGAGAUUUUUUAUGAAUGUAAGGAGUGUGGAAAGUCUUGUCUGUACAACUCAGACCUUAUUGUACAUCAAAGAAUUCAUACUGGUGAGAGACCUUAUGAAUGUAAUGAAUGUGGAAAGUCUUUCAAACAGAGAACACAGCUUACUCAACAUCAGAGUAUCCAUACUAGAGAAAGACCUUAUGAAUGUAAAGAAUGUGAGAAGACCUUCAAACUGAGGACACAUCUUGCUCAACAUCAAAGAAUUCAUUCUCAAACAAAGUCUUGA